CGUCUGUAAAAAAAAAAAAAAACAGUCAAAAAAGGCAGAAUCAUGUAAUAUUUAUGGAUCCAGAGUUGUGCGGGUGCCUAAACGAAGUCGAUUGACGCGCGCGUUAAACCAGCCGCAUGUGAUUUCUAGCUUCAGUCAUUUUGGCAGCACGAUGCGAGAGGGAGACAGACAGCGAGCUGUGAAACUGGACCCUCUGCCAGAGAUGUCGACAGAGAGGAAUCCCUGAAACCGCCGCUGCCCAGGAAAUAUGGACAAAUCUUGUUUUCUGUGCGAGUGCGGGCUGUUUUUCUGUCGGUUUUUGCACAUUGCUACAGUGUAGUGGACCAGGAUGCCGUGUGGGCGAUGCUGCCACAAGGGAUACAUUGUGAUUUCGCAGAGAUGUUUUAGCAACCGUUGCAUAAAUUAAAAUAAGAAGAAAAAAAAAACACCCCGUCACAUAAGGGAUUGGUGUUCGAGUCCAAAGGGAUCUAAUAAGACAUCACCACCUGUUACUAGAAAAAUCAGCUCUUAUCAGAUCACGGCAGCACCUCACCUGCAAGUGGAUUUCAGAAUGAUACCUUAGCCACAUUGUCUUGUUACUGCAGCACGGCCACCUCACUUACAGGAUAGCCUCAUUCUGCUCUUCAGCAGCAGCUCCACCGGGAAUAAUCCUCCUCCCUGCCCCCUGCAACACCUACAGCCAGCCAGGAGAGGUGACAGCGGCGCUCCCCCUCUCUCUCUCUCUCUCUCUCUCUCUCUCCUCCCCCCUCAACCCGUGUAUGACAGCCAUGAUUUGGGGAGGCCCUCUGCUACGGUUCAGACCUGGGAUCAACUCACUGCUAGAUGGCUAGAUCUCAACAUACAAAGAGCUGGGGGCCUUUCUAUUGAGUAUUCCUCACUGCAUAGUAGCACAUGGAUUUCAAGACUUCAAAUGAAGAGACAAAGACUGGGAUUUAUUUGAUGCAAGAAGGUAAUGAGGAGCCGUUUAAUAUUCGACUGCACUUGGCAAAAGAUAUUCUGACCAUUCAAGAACAAGAUGUCAUCUGUGUGUCAGGAGAGCCUUUUUAUUCAAGUGAGAGGACUGUAACGAUCAGGAGGCAGACGAUUGGAGGGUUUGGCCUGAGCAUCAAGGGUGGAGCAGAGCAUAAAAUCCCUGUUGUGAUAUCAAAAAUAUCAAAAGAACAAAAAGCUGAACUCUCUGGGCUGCUUUUCAUUGGAGAUGGCAUCCUUCAGAUAAAUGGAAUAAACGUGAGAAGCUAUCGCCACGAGGAAGUGGUCCAGGUUUUGAGAAAUGCUGGUGAAGAAGUGACUCUUACUGUCUCGUUCCUAAAGAAGACUCCAGCCUUUCUGAAACUGCCCCUGUGUGAGGAUUGCACAUGUAUUCCCAGCGACCAGAGUAGCGGGACCUCCUCCCCACUGUGUGAUAGCGGCCUGCACUUGAACUACCAUCCUAACAACACGGACACGCUGUCCUGCUCAUCCUGGCCCACGUCCCCGGGGCUUCGCUGGGAGAAGAGAUGGGUGGAUCUGCGCCUAAUUCCACUGCUCCACUCGCGCCUGUCGCAGCACAUGCCGGGCUCUGACGUCUGCAGGAAAAAUGCUUUCCAGGUCAUAGCUGUGGAUGGUGUCUGCAGCGGAGUCAUACAGUUCCCCACAGCUGAAGACUGCUUGGACUGGCUUCAGGCAAUAGCGAGCAACAUUUCCAGUCUCACCAAGCACAAUGUGAAGAAGAUCAACCGAAAUUUUCCAGUAAAUCAGCAGAUUAUCUACAUGGGCUGGGUCGACGAGAAGGAGCAGGACUCCGUUCAGGACCGAAUGUAUUCACCAAAGUUCCUCGCUUUGAGGGGUUCCUCCCUCUUCAAGUUUUCAGCUCCUCCUGUGACAACAUGGGAUUGGACCAGAGCAGAGAAAAGCUUUACUGUGUACGAGAUAAUGUGCAAGAUUUUAAAGGAUAAUGACCUCCUGGACAAGAGGAAGCACUGCUUCAGCGUCCAGACGGAGAGUGGAGAGGACAUGUUCUUCAGCGUGGAGCUGGAGUGCGAGCUGCUGAUCUGGGAAAAGGCUUUUCAGAUGGCCACUUUCCUGGAGGUGGAGAGGAUACAGUGUAAAACAUAUGCCUGUAUCAUGGAGAGCCACCUCAUGGGACUUACGAUUGACUUCAGCAUGGGGUUUGUGUGCUUUGAUGCUGCUUCAAAGGCAGUGCUGUGGAGAUACAAGUUCUCCCAACUAAAAGGAUCAUCUGAUGACGGGAAAAGCAAGAUCAAGUUUUUAUUCCAAAAUCAAGACUCCAAAUCUAUUGAAGCAAAGGAGCUGGAGUUCUCAAACCUCUUUGCUGUGCUUCAUUGUAUUCACGCUUUUUUUGCUGCCAAAGUUGCUUGCCUGGACCCGAUGUUUGUGGAGAGCCAAGGCAAUGCAACUACCACGGGGAUUCCUUCACUUUCCAGCAUCUCGUGUAAUUCACAGACACCUAAACUGAAAUAUGCCACUUGACAGGUGCUGCUCUCUCCAGAGCCCUUCUAACUUAGUCAUGACUGUGGCCUAAAAUGGAGGACAGGAGAACUGAAAAAAAAAAAUGUUGACACGUGACAUUAUGGAGGACAGCUGUGCAUAGUGAUGGAACUCCUCAGGAGCGAAACACUCGACAUCUCUGAAGAAAGCAUCUGGACCUAAACACGAAGCUCUACUUUGAAUAACUUCACAGAAAGACUCAAUGGACACACAAAGUGUGCAAUUCAAAAAAUAUUUUUAAAUGAAUUUGUCCUUCUCUUGAUCCUCAGACAUCCUUAUUAUUGACACAUCACAAAGAAAAAAAUGCAGUUGUUUUCCCAAGGUAGUCUUCUUUUAUUUCUCCUUUUAUUGAGGUGAUUUGGAGUUUAAUCAAAACACAUCUUAGCUUUUUUUUUUUCUCCACAUCAGCCGGCAUCACUUGAACUUCUGCGAGGAUAUUUAAUGACACUGGAUAUGUACAAGAUUGUAAGACGCUCUCUAUUUUACUCUUACCUGCACACAUACAUCAAUAAGAAGUAGAAUUUCCACUAAAGUGUAAUAAGAGUCCAACUAAAAGCUAAAUAGCAGCAUCAAUCUGAUCUUGCAGUCCAAAAUUUAACUAAAUUCGAUUAGACAAAAGUUUGCUGGCAGCGUUGGUGGAUGAAAUGAAUGUUUUAGAUCAGUGUGUACAAAUACACCGAGUCAACUCAUUUCUUUUUUCUCUGUAUAUGACGUAAACCCACCUGUGAGCUCAGAAUAUACCCAUUUCCUGGAUUACUGGAUAGGAAAGGCUCACGAUGCUGUAUGAAAGCAUAGAGUUUAUUAUAUGGACUGAAGAGUGACACUUUGAUAAUCAGGUUCACCAUCCACUCGAACAUAAUCUGACAAUACCACUCUAUAAACAUGAUUAGAAAAGUAGACGCCUUCUAUGAUGUUUUAUAGCAUUUUUUUUUUUCCACCAAAACUUGAUUAUGUAAAUAAACACUGACAUUCAAAUGAACUCUGAAGAAUUAUGAAUUAUGGCGAUUACUUGAGGGAUUACUUGUAGGGAUUAGGGCAUUUGUUAAUUUGAUGUGCGCCAGAGACAAGUAGGUAGAUAGCUCAUAACCUCGUGCUCUCUUCAUUGUUUAUUACUCUAUGGACCAAUUUAGAAGAAUAAAAUCAGCUAUGGUGUAUUUUUUGGAAUAUUUGAUCUUUUUUGACUUGUAAAUAUAAUUAAAAGGUUUUCAUUGACAAUGAGAAAAACACACCGCAAAGGAAAACAGAAAUAUACUGUAUGUAGCAUCAUGGCCUCUAAAGGUUUGAGAUGCCCCUUUAAACGUCACACUGCGCUAAACAGUUUAUAAAUCGCUGCAGAGUGACAACUAAACGAUCAUAUUCAAAAAGAGUUCAAGUUCAGGUCAAUUAGCACAAUUAAUCAUGCUCUUACCUUCCAUUUACAAAGUAGAGUCCAAACAGAAGAGGCCCGUUGGUAAGUAAACUCUAGAGGGAAGCAAAUUAAAUGGGGUCAAUAAAGUGCUCGGUACUGUGUGGGCUUGUUAAGCUGACACGAGUGUCUGAGGGAGACUAAUGGUGGUGCAGUCUAUGCAAAGAAAGUCUGAGUGAGGCUUUUGUGCUUUAAGUCGGUCGCAUACCCUUAUAACACAGGAUCUAGAGAGUGAGGUUUAUUUUAUUUUUUG
Thunnus maccoyii (southern bluefin tuna) is the source of this 4145-nucleotide messenger RNA. RefSeq names its product syntrophin, gamma 1 (gene sntg1). Gene Ontology annotation, cellular component: intracellular anatomical structure; dystrophin-associated glycoprotein complex. The transcript is spliced from 19 exons. The coding region runs from base 892 to 2469 and encodes 525 amino acids. Gene Ontology annotation, molecular function: structural molecule activity; protein binding. The record is from RefSeq and is a predicted model, not a curated record. Lineage: Eukaryota; Metazoa; Chordata; Actinopteri; Scombriformes; Scombridae.